Molecule: messenger RNA, 1528 nt
Organism: Lolium perenne
Lineage: Eukaryota; Viridiplantae; Streptophyta; Magnoliopsida; Poales; Poaceae
Source: RefSeq, a predicted model, not a curated record
AUUACCAAAGCAUAUUUCCCGCAAUGAGCACGGAAUAGGAACUGCUGCUAGGCAUCGAGCCAUCGACACGACGCGACCAAGCAACUGGUUGAGGUGCGCCCCCAUGGCCGGAAGCCGCCGCCGCCGCCGCGGGAGAGCGCGGUCGCCACAGCAGGGCGCCGAGUCGUCGCCGCUGGCAGACGCCACUCCGACUAGCAGACAAGUUACAGUUGUGGGGAGGCCCUCUAAGAACAUCUGCCAUGCCUCAGGGUCUACAUCCUCCCUUUCUUCUGGACCUCAUGUUUUUGCAGAUCUCCUGGACAACCUGCUUCACGAAAUCAUUGCUCGUUUUAACUCAUUCCAUGACUUCCUUGCUUUCAUUGGUACCUGCCACUCUUGGCGCGCUUCAGUCUCUUCCUUCCCUUCUGUGUAUAUCUUCAGCUUCCCACCACUCUGCCUGAAACCAGAUGGUCCUUAUGUUCGUCCCCAUACAGGCUAUAUCAAGCCCAUGGAUUUAUCUAAUUGCAAAUGGCAGCUCAGUGAUCUCAGCAAGAAAAACUUAUCCCUCUGUUGUUCAGUUCCUCAAAAUACUCCAGAUAACAUGUACUAUUUGGGCUGCUCAUAUGGGUAUCUUAUCUUUUCCUAUGAAGAAAACUGCCUCCUUGUCAAUGUGUUGACUGGUACCAAGGUGAAGCCCCCCAAACUCCCACCCAACAAUGAACUUGGCUACUCUUCUGGCAUAGGCAUUCUUACAGCUGCAUUGAGUUCACCCAACUCACGCCUCCUCCUUUGCUCAAGAACCUCAAUGUUUGAGUGGCAGGUUGGAACAAACUCCUGGUCAGAGCACCCUCUUUCCUUUCAGAGAGAACGCAUCCAUCAGAUUCUGUUAUUCAAUGGUGAUAUCUUUGUCAUAGAUGCUCUUCUCAGGCUCCACACUAUAUACUUGGCACCUCAAUUCAGCAUGCAAAAAGUAGCAAUUAAGUGGGAAUCCCUGCCUAUUAACCCAUGGUUGGUGGUCUGUGGUGACAUGCUUCUCAUGGUUGACCUCUCGAUUAGCUCCCACGAGUUAAAUGGAUCAUACCGCUUCUUUGAGGUCUUUCGCCUUGACUCCUCGGUUGAACCAGCUAAGUGGGUGAAGAUGGAGAAGUUGGAAAAUCAAGCACUGUUUGUUAGCCUUGAUACGAGGACUCCUACAUUUUCUUGCAUGAGCCCUGAAAGAUGGGGAGGAAGGAGUAACUGCAUUUAUGUUGCCAAGCUAUUUGAAGAUCCUGAUGAAACCUGGACUGCGGUUGAGCUUGGUCAGCCAGUGUACAAAAAUACAGUUCCCACCAUAUUAUAUGGUUGUUCAUUCCCUCAUGACUACAGUCUACUAAGUAGCUUCUGGGUGUUUCCCAGUUCAGUUUAUGGUUGUGGCUAGUAACCUUGUCGCUUGGGUUUUGGCUAGUCUUGCAGAAGCCCUGUCGAUUAUUGUAGUUUGCAACUAAGUUCUGUAACUGUAAUGGUUUCCUGUGUUGCCACCAAUGUUUUGUGUUCAUGGAUAGCUUUUGUU